UUCCCCAUUGCCUCACACCAAUUGUACAUUUUCAUUCUUCUUCUUCCUCUUCUUCUAGCAAUGGAUGAUGGUAAAAGGCUAAUAACAUCUCUCUUUCUCAUCAUCCUCCUCUCAUUAUCCUCUGUUGAACCCACCAAAAAGAUUCCGGCUCGAAACCCUUGUAAAAGGCUGGUGUUUUUCUUCCACGACAUACUUUACAAUGGAAAGAACGCAAAGAAUGCAACUUCAGCCAUUGUAGGAGCACCGGCUUGGGGUAACAGGACGAUCUUAGCGGGGCAAAGCCAUUUCGGUGAUGUGGUUGUGUUCGAUGACCCUAUAACCUUAGACAACAAUCUGCAUUCGACCCCAGUUGGACGUGCACAAGGGUUUUACUUAUAUGACAAGAAGGAUAUUUUUACAUCUUGGCUUGGUUUCUCGUUUGUGUUCAAUUCUACUGAGCACAAGGGCAGCAUAAACUUUGCCGGGGCUGAUCCAUUGAUGAAUAAGACUAGGGAUAUUUCAGUGAUCGGAGGAACUGGGGACUUUUUCAUGGCCAGAGGAAUUGCCACUUUGACAACUGAUGCCUUUGAGGGAGAAGUAUAUUUUAGGCUUUACGUUGAUAUCAAAUUGUUUGAAUGCUGGUGAUUAAUUUGUUUCCCUCUACAAUUUUCUUGUUUCAUAUUGAGAAGUUACAUCAAUGAAAUAAGAUCGUCCAUUAGUUUUGCUUCUCUAUCA
Mangifera indica (mango) is the source of this 714-nucleotide messenger RNA. RefSeq names its product disease resistance response protein 206-like. The transcript has a single exon. The record is from RefSeq and is a predicted model, not a curated record. NCBI's taxonomy places the organism in Eukaryota, Viridiplantae, Streptophyta, Magnoliopsida, Sapindales, Anacardiaceae. Bases 61 to 624 code for a protein of 187 amino acids.